Messenger RNA from Ricinus communis (castor bean), 1304 nucleotides. Its product is annotated as probable carboxylesterase 9. The record is from RefSeq and is a predicted model, not a curated record. Gene Ontology annotation, molecular function: hydrolase activity. The coding region runs from base 1 to 1218 and encodes 405 amino acids. NCBI's taxonomy places the organism in Eukaryota, Viridiplantae, Streptophyta, Magnoliopsida, Malpighiales, Euphorbiaceae. The transcript has 2 exons.
AUGAAACAGUUUACCAUACAUAUUCAUCCUCAGCUAAUCAACACUGCAAAUUAUGAUAGCAAAUGUCGGUUGGAAUUUUCAAACAUACAUUUCAAAGUUUUUCGGAUUUCCAUUAGUUUAAUAAUCCACUUCUGCGAACAACAUUAUUUCCUCUUCCAAAUUAACAAAGAAAUCAAAUGGCUCAAACCUCCUCUAAACUCACUUUUGCAGAAAAAUUCGAUACCGUCACAAGCCAAUCCGACUGCCGCUAAAGCCACAACCAUGCUCAAAUUAGACGCAUAUGAGCACCUCCACAUUGCUCUCAAUCGCGACGGCACCAUAACUCGGUUGCUAAACAUUCCUAUUGUAAAAGAAAAUCCUGAGGCGACCAGCGGCGACGCUGCUGUCAACAAAGAUUUGUCGCUAAGUGUCGAAAACAAAACUCGGGUGCGCAUUUGCAGACCCACUCGAUUACCUUCCAACGACAACACCGUGGCUCGUCUUCCUAUCAUUAUCUACUUCCACAACGGUGGCUUUAUACUCCAUACUGCUGCUACUAAAGAGCCUCACCAGUCUUGUUCUGAGUUUGCUAGCGAAAUCCCUGCAAUUGUUGUUUCGUUAGAUUAUCGUCUUGCUCCGGAGCAUCGGCUUCCAGCGCAAUACGAAGAUGCAAUGGACGCAAUUCUUUGGACUAAGCAACAAAUUCUAGACCAAAAUGGUGAACCGUGGCUGAAAGAUUAUGGCGAUUUCUCCAGGUGCUAUCUAUGUGGCCGCGGUAGUGGUGGGAAUAUAGCGUUUCAUGCAGCUUUAAAAGCUUUAGAUUUGGAUUUAAAACCAUUAACGAUUGUCGGGUUGGUGUUGAACCAACCCUUCUUUGGAGGGAAUCAGAGAAAGACAUCGGAACUUAAAUUUGCUGAGGAUCAGGAGUUGCCAUCACAUGUACUCGAUCUAAUUUGGGAUCUAUCUUUGCCAAUAGGUACAGAUAGGGACCAUCCUUAUUGUAACCCAACAGUAGCUGGUCCGCAUAAGAUUAAAAUGAGUAUGUUAGAGAAGUGUUUGAUGAUCAGUUCUUGUGGAGACAGCAUGCAUGAGAGAAGGCAGGAGCUGGCUAGCAUGAUGGUGAAGUCUGGAGUUAAUGUGCAGUCAUGGUUCCAUGAUGCUGGGUUCCAUAACAUUGAUUCUGUAGACGAGCAAUUGCCUCGAAACCUCUUGAACAUUAUAAAAGAAUUUGUCAUAUGAGUAUGUUUUUGCAGUACAGACGAAGGAAUUUGAUUCAAUGUUUGUAAUUCUUAACCGGCAAUAGAAUUCAAUUCUUUCAAUAUCAA